This is a messenger RNA of Bombus terrestris (buff-tailed bumblebee), 2500 nucleotides long. Its product is annotated as fatty acyl-CoA reductase 1. Bases 924 to 2438 code for a protein of 504 amino acids. Gene Ontology annotation, molecular function: alcohol-forming very long-chain fatty acyl-CoA reductase (NADP+) activity. Lineage: Eukaryota; Metazoa; Arthropoda; Insecta; Hymenoptera; Apidae. The transcript has 9 exons. Gene Ontology annotation, cellular component: peroxisome. The record is from RefSeq and is a predicted model, not a curated record. Gene Ontology annotation, biological process: long-chain fatty-acyl-CoA metabolic process.
UUAUUAAAAGUAUGAGUAUCUAGAGGAGCGACACAUCGAAUAUGGUUACAGUACAGUGAAAAACUUGUCGGUGUCUACUAUCGUGAAGUUGCAAUUUUUGUACGACUUACAGUAAAGAAUACGCAGUGGAAACAGUAUCAGAAUAAUUUGUGCAAUAAAAACCUUGGUAUUGUAAAGAUCAAACAGAAAACAAAUUACAAAACUAAAUGACGUAGAAUGUAAUGCACUAUAAUAUACAUAAACAGGAUAAUAAGAAAAUGUUGCACAUUCCUAAAGCUAAAGUAAGAUGAAAAUGGAGUACAAAAAGUGCGCUUCGUUCCUUACACGAACGUUAGAUGAGUAACAGCUUUCCUCGUGCAAAUCGUAAAGAAGAAGACUAUGACGUUCAGAGACGUAAAGCAUCCUGCGCGACGUUUUCUAAGAAAAAUCAUUGAUUAUAGAUUAAACCUGUUUACUCAAUGAAAUCUGUAACGGUAUAUCGGAAAUAUGAGUCCACUUACCUCCAUAAAUAAUUAAUAAACAAGAGCACAUAUAAACAAUGUGCUACUACAUGUGAGGGAACACUAUCUCGCACGAAUCACGCAAAUGUUCCACACAAAUUAACGAUCACUGCAUACUGCUAUAUUCACACAAAUACAAAUAAAACAAACAAUACAGAAGCUAAAGGAAACUACAAAAAGAUUGUUUAAGCUUAAAAUCUCAACUAUAACAAAUUUUGUACACUAUUUUAACCCCUUCCCGUACUUUCAGUCCUAAUAUUUGUCACUGAAUUAUCAAAUAGUAAGUGGACAAAUCUUUAACCCCUUCCUGUACUUUAACGAGUCUGACUCGCAAAAGUACGUGAAGGAAUUCAACAUUUGUCCACUUACUAUUUGAUAAUUCAGUGGCAAAUAUUGGGACUGAAAGUGAGAAGAUCCUGAAACAUGGAUACAAUAAAUAAACAAAGGAAUGAAAAUGCGAUCAAUAAAGGGUUGAAUAAGAUGAAUACUUUGGAGGAAUUCUACGCCGGUAGUGGGAUUCUUGUGACUGGAGCAACUGGUUUCGUGGGAAUAGGUCUUCUGGAAAAACUAAUGCGCGUAUGUCCACGCAUCACUGCUAUUUAUAUUCUAAUUCGUCCAAAAACGAACGAAACGAUAAAACAACGAUUUAAAAAGAUCAUGGAUGAUCCCAUUUAUGAUGGCAUUAAAGCAAAGAACCCCUCACUUUUCAGCAGAGUUUAUCCUGUGAAAGGUGACGUGAGUCUGCCGGAUUUAGGUCUUUCUCGAGAAUAUAGAAAUCUGUUGGUAGAGAAAGUAAACAUAGUGUUUCACGUCGCGGCCACUGUUAGAUUCAAUGAGCCAUUACACGUAGCUGUUAAUGUGAAUACGAAAGGUACUGCUCGUGUGAUCCAACUUUGGAACGAAGUAAGGUAUCCAAUUAGCUUCGUACACGUGAGCACAGCAUACAGUAAUGCGAAUCUACAUGAGAUUCUGGAGAAAGUUUAUACCACGAGCUUGAAACCUUCGGAAGUAAUAGAUAUGUGUGACAAAUUCGACAAAACGUCGAUCAACGAAAUAGAAAAAAAGAUUUUAAAAACUUAUCCAAACACAUAUACAUUUAGUAAGAAUAUGGCAGAGCAGAUUGUAGCAAGCAAGUGCAGAGAUCUACCAGUUGCUAUAGUGAGGCCAAGCAUAAUUGGUGCGUCCUUGGAAGAACCAUAUCCUGGUUGGAUACAGAAUAUUUCUGGAAUUACAGGUACCUUUCUGCUAAUCGGCAAAGGAUGUGCAACAGCGAUACGAGGUAGAAGAGAUGCAAGAUUGGAUGUAGUGCCUGUCGAUUUCGUAGUCGACAUGAUAAUAUGUACUGCAUGGCAUGUCACGCUACAUCGUGAUCAUGAAGUUAAAGUAUACAACUGCACGAGUAACGCAUGCCUUUUUAAAUGGGGUCAGAUGAAAGAUACCAUGGUGAAAUGUAGUAUCGAAACGCCACUGAACGAUACAUUAUGGUACCCGGGUUGUCCAAUGAUAGCUAAUAGAUAUAUUUACAACGUUCGCAGUGUAAUUCCGCAUGUUUUGCCUGCGUUCGUCAUAGAUAACUUCUUAAGACUUCGAGGUAGUAAACCAAUAUUGAUGAAACUUCUCAAAAAUGGUAAUAAGCUGUUCACAUCUCUACAAUAUUUCAUUUUGCACGAAUGGACUUUCCAAAGAGAUAACUGUUCCGACUUAGCGAGGAAAGUAAAAAUGUUGAACGACAGCGAUAUGGUCAAACUAGAUUUACGGGAUAUGAAUUGGGAGAAGUAUGUUGCAAUUUACCUGAUGGGAAUUAAGAAAUUUAUUUUGAAAGAAGACUUUAACUCAAUAGCCCAACGACGAUUAUCAAUGUUGUACUGGAUACAUCAGAUCACGAAAGUAUUCGGUAUAAUAAUUUUGCUCUGGGCAAUAUUAUAUUUUGUGUACUGACUAUUUGAACGUUACGUUUUUCUCCUUUAAGCAAAAGCAAUAUAAAUAUAAUUUUACGAAGA